CUCCAAUUGCUUCCCUUCCAUCAAGGACUUCAACAGUCGAAAUUUGCCCACUUAUGGGAAAUCGACCUGGAAAAACACCUUCAACGCAGAGCCAUACUGUUCUAUCUAUUACCCCAGUAGCCUCUCUACUCACCAGAUCGGAAGCCUUCCAAUCGCUUCUGGAAAUCUGGCAUCAAAGCUGAGCAGGGGAGACUUUUCCAUGUCUCUCAAAAAUGUGGAUACUGCUUAAAAUUUCUAUACGAGCACACUCGGCAUCUCGAUCGCAUCAGAGUAGGAUACCAAAAGCGUUGUUUCCGGAUACCUUGUUUUUUGCCCCUGAGAAGGUUCCAAGUUCUGUUGAAGUCGUAUGGGAGGUUGCGCUGGAUUAAGUGUCUAAGACAUUUGAAAUUAACAUGCACGUGGAAAAGACUGCUCGAGGAGUCAGUGAUUUUUCCGCGAACCUGACUCCAAUUGGAAAGGAAUUUGCUCCAGGGACUGAGUGGCUUGGCAUUUGGAUGACCACAUCUGGAGCACAGCUUCAAUCACAUAUCGAGGGGUACACACACAAAACUUUCUCGGCGCUGGUAAUUUUUCUUCCGUAUCUGCUGAUGGCUAUCGCCUCUAUCUGCUUCCAAAAC
Sphaerulina musiva SO2202 is the source of this 617-nucleotide messenger RNA. RefSeq lists its product as uncharacterized. The transcript has a single exon. The record is from RefSeq and is a predicted model, not a curated record. The coding region runs from base 213 to 368 and encodes 51 amino acids. NCBI's taxonomy places the organism in Eukaryota, Fungi, Ascomycota, Dothideomycetes, Mycosphaerellales, Mycosphaerellaceae.